This is a messenger RNA of Spirodela intermedia, 2627 nucleotides long. The record is from the annotation of a GenBank genome assembly. Lineage: Eukaryota; Viridiplantae; Streptophyta; Magnoliopsida; Alismatales; Araceae.
AUGUCGAUCCUCUGGGAGAAGAGCGAGGCAUGGCGGUGGCUGGUCAGGAGGACGCGCGACUCGAAGUCCUUCUUCGUUGCGUUUGCGACUCUGUGCGGGGUGGUCCCUGGGGUGAUCGGCUACGGCGUCAUGCAGAUGACCAGCUCCCGCAACGAGCAGCUCGAGGCCCAUCUCCGCAAGACUUCCCGCCCCGAGACCGCGGUGUGUUGUUCGCCUCGCCCCCUUUGAUCAUCGUUUCUCUCUCACUCCUGCUCCUCGCUGUUGUUUGUCUGUCAAUUCGGAUGAUGCCCUCAUCGCAUCGUGGAACAAUUUUUCUUCGAUUUCUGAUUUUUUUUGGGUCAUGUGGGAUCAGCUUCUGUUGUUCUUGUUGGGGGUUAUGCAGUACUGAAAUUUGCUUUCCUUUUCGGUUCAUAUUCUGGGAGAGGAAUAUCUGAUUGUUACUGUUUUCGAAGGGACGUCAUUAGAUGUCAUGCCAUCUUUUCUGGAAUCUUUCCCGAUAUGAAUCCGCAAAUCUUCAUUCUUCCACCAUAUUAUACAAGUUUUUAGCAGAACGAUCAUGGAAAACUGCGGAUAAGUUACAUUUUGAUUCCCCACUAAAGUAUGUCCUCAUUCCUCUGAUCAAUCGGGACUCCUUCCUCCGUGAGCGACCGAAUACUUUUUCUCCCCUCUAAUUGACGGCCAGACCUUUGUUACAAUUCAUCAAUGUUCAUCAUCUAAGUAUGUCGAAUCUACAAAAUCAUGCAUCUAGCGAUGCAUACUUUACCUAUUUAACUCUGAUUUAGUAUGGAACUUGAAAUUCUGUCUGGAAAAUGCUGAAAAACAGAUCAUUUGAAUAUCUCAUGUUAUGGAAAAUAAUUGGUGGCAGUUGUCUGGAAUCAUGCAGAUCGAUACCAACUUGUCUCCUGUACAGAAUAAUAUAUGUUGCUUUCAUUAUUUCAAAUUUUAUUUUUGUCUUUAUACUCAUGGGAGGCCUUCAAGCCUCUUCCCAUUUCUUUAAUAGAAUGAUCAAGUGAGAGACGGGAGAGAGUAGCCUGGAGAGUGAGCACAAAGGUUUCUUCCCUUAAAUCUUUUCUAAAUUACACUAGACGAUAUGUCUCAUGAGAUGAGGCACUGUGGUACGUUAUCUGAUACUCAUCUCAGUACCAAGAAUGUAUAUUUGCCUUUGAGAACUAGUGUUAUGUUCUGUGUCGGUUAGCACAUGAAGCUACAGGCACUGUGUUGUAUCAUGUUAUGUUCAUUGUUUCAAUGGAAAGUGAUUGAACAAGUGACUGGUUUCAGGGUUUGGGUAAGAUAUUGUCCGUUCUUUAUCAAUUUUGCCAAAGGAAUAUGUGGGACUAACUGAAUUGAUAUUAUUGGAGGCAACAACAAAGUAUGGAUUUCGCCCCAGCUGAUUUGGGCGCUUCAUCCUUGUGGAACUGUUGAUAAAACCUACAGCAGCAAGGAUCCAAAGGUGUAGAAGUAAGAAAAAACUAGGUCAGGCUUGCUGGCGUUUCCCCGCAUAACUAUUCUCAUUCUCUUUUUAAAGUACCGUUUGUUCAUCUUCCUCUCUAGAACGAUGUUCAUGCAUCACAUUUCUACAUAACUACCUGUCUAUUCAAAGUAUAGGAAACUGACAUGGGGAUCCAUUUGUUCGCAAUAUGGAGUUUUCCAUCUUGAUGCUCUCUCUAGUCUGGUCAAUAUAUUGCCCUCAGACCAUUAUCUGGGAUUAACUCAUUGUAUUUUUUAAUGGAGCUACUCGGAAAAAGGCAACAAUUAUCACCUUUUAUAUCAUUCUGUAUAUGGGUCGCACCUUGGUUGAUGAAGCAAGAAAUUUCUGCUGAUAUGUGCUCAAAUUGGGAAGCUUUGACAAGGCGAAGUGAAGCUUUCAUGUCUUACAGUUCUUGAUCCCUCAACCCAUUUGCUGAUUUUUUUUUUCACUUUCAGAUCUCUGUAUCCAUUUGAAAAUUUUCCAAUGAAGUGGCAAUAUAGAUGGCCAUCCUCAUUCCAGUUUUCCUACCAGUCUAAUUAAAUGUGGGGAUUAUUGUUAUCUUAAGCAGUGGUCUUAUAUGCUCUUUCCAGCCCCAUGAAACUUGGAUUUUGGGGCUUUGAGUUCUUACGCAUAUCAGCUUUGAAAGCUCAGCUCGUCCAGAUCCAUGAUACCAUUUUGUCCAGAUCCUGAUCGUUUUUCUCUUCAUAAUUCCGUAAUUAGCAUUGAGAGAAAACGAUUGUUCAUGAAUGUAGUGAUUAUGCCAAUGAUUUUCCUAUUUGGGUGCUUGUGAUGGAUCAAAAAAUGUUUCCUGCACGAUCAGAAGACUUGAUUUCUCCCUCCCAUGGAUCAUAUGAUUUAAUUUUCUUCGUCACUCUUGGUAAUAUGCGGCGGUUCCUGAUGGUUUUCUUCCUUUGAUUCCCUCAACCAGAUGAUGGGGCAGGUCAAUAAGGAGAGGCUGGGGGAGUUUCUUGCAGAGCUCCAGCGAAAGGAGGACACCAACGACCGUUAUGUGGCCGCCCUGAGAGGUGAGACCCUCACCAGAAAGCCCUACAUCAGAAUCCAGCCAGUGCCCAAGCAGUUAGACGAGACCAACCAGUCAACUGGAUCACCCACCAAGCCAGUCAACGCUGACCAGAAGUCAUCCAAGGAGGGCAAGUAG